Molecule: messenger RNA, 12874 nt
Organism: Dama dama (fallow deer)
Lineage: Eukaryota; Metazoa; Chordata; Mammalia; Artiodactyla; Cervidae
Gene: TMCC1
Product: transmembrane and coiled-coil domain family 1
Exons: 3
Coding region: 124-1713 (529 amino acids)
Biological process (GO): endosomal transport; endosome membrane tubulation; membrane fission
Cellular component (GO): endomembrane system
Source: RefSeq, a predicted model, not a curated record
GCAUGAAGCCUUCGUCUCACAGCUGCAUGUGUAGUUACUGUCGAAGCAAUGCCUACCUAAUUUGACAGUCGUGGUGUGUUAAAAAAAAUUUUGAGUUUGCAAAUAAGCAUAUUAAGUCUACUGAUGGAGCCUUCGGGCAGUGAACAGUUAUUUGAGGACCCUGAUCCGGGAGGCAAAUCCCAAGAUGCAGAGGCCAGAAAGCAAACAGAAUCAGAACAAAAGUUAUCUAAAAUGACCCACAAUGCUUUGGAGAACAUUAACGUGAUUGGCCAAGGCUUGAAGCAUCUCUUCCAGCACCAGCGCAGGAGGUCGUCCGUGUCUCCCCACGAUGUGCAACAGAUUCAGGCAGAGCCAGAGCCUGAAAUGGAUGUGGAAAGCCAGAACGCGUGUGCUGAGACUGAUGGUGUCCCCACCCACCCCACAGCUCUGAAUCGUGUCCUGCAGCAGAUCCGCGUGCCGCCCAAGAUGAAGAGAGGGACGAGCCUGCAUAGCAGGCGGGGCAAGCCAGAGGCCCCUAAGGGAAGUCCACAGAUCAACAGGAAAUCUGGCCAGGAGAUGGCAAGCGUCAUGCAGUCCGGCCGACCCAGGUCUUCAUCCACUACCGACGCGCCUUCCAGCUCCGCGGUGAUGGAAAUAGCUUGUGCUGCUGCCGCCGCUGCUGCGUGUCUGCCAGGGGAUGAGGUGUCUGCAGAGCGGAUCGAGCGGUUGGAAGUAAGCAGCCUCGCCCAGACCUCCAGUGCGGUGGCCUCCAGCACCGAUGGCAGCCUCCACACAGACUCCGUGGAUGGGACCCCAGACCCUCAGCGCACAAAGGCUGCCAUUGCCCACCUGCAACAGAAGAUCCUGAAGCUCACCGAGCAAAUCAAGAUCGCACAGACGGCCCGGGACGACAACGUGGCCGAGUACCUGAAGCUGGCCAACAGCGCAGACAAGCAGCAGGCCGCCCGCAUCAAGCAGGUCUUUGAGAAGAAGAACCAGAAGUCAGCCCAGACCAUCCAGCAGCUGCAGAAGAAGCUCGAGCACUACCACCGGAAGCUCCGGGAGGUGGAGCAGAAUGGGAUCCCCCGGCAGCCAAAGGACGUCUUCAGGGACAUGCACCAGGGGCUGAAGGACGUGGGCGCCAAGGUGACCGGCUUCAGCGAAGGCGUGGUGGACAGCGUCAAGGGCGGGCUGUCCAGCUUCUCCCAGGCAACCCACUCGGCCGCUGGGGCCGUGGUCUCCAAGCCCAGGGAGAUCGCGUCUCUAAUUCGGAAUAAGUUUGGCAGUGCCGACAACAUCCCCAACCUGAAGGACUCUUUAGAGGAAGGGCAGGUGGACGAGGCGGGGAAGGCGUUGGGGGCCAUUUCCACCUUUCAGUCCAGCCCUAAGUAUGGGAGUGAGGAAGACUGUUCCAGCGCCACCUCGGGCUCAGUGGGCGCCAACAGCACCGCCGGCCUCGCCGUAGGAGCGUCCAGCUCCAGAACCAACACCCUGGACAUGCAGAGCUCAGGACUUGAUGCACUGCUCCAUGAGGUCCAGGAGAUCCGGGAAACCCAGGCCCGACUCGAGGAAUCCUUUGAGACCCUCAAGGAACAUUAUCAGAGGGACUAUUCGCUAAUAAUGCAGGCCUUACAGGAGGAGCGAUAUAGGGAAUCUGACCCGGAAUUUUGCUACUGCUUGCGUGAAGGCAGGCAAAAAACCCUCCUGGUGUUGAUGAGCAAUAAUGCCAUUUGAAAGCUUCUAUUUUAAGGGGAUUGCUGUUCUUUGGAAAUCGGCUUCUGAGACUGUUUGUAUUAAGCCCAGGGGUAUUUUAAAUCGCACUGAGUCAUUAGAGCAGAAGUACAGAAGGAGCCCGUCCCCACGAGCAGCUGUCACACGCUGCGGAGCAGUUGGCAGCGAGGCCCAGUCGGCCAGGCGCCGGCCACUGGACCUAACCAGAGAGGCUGUUGUUAAGUGUGAAUUUAUUUUACUAUCACUGGGCAUAAGACAGAGAUACGGUCAGAUACAGCUGUGGUAGCCCCAUGUUCCUUGGGUUAAACCCAUCUCUCAACUGUCAGUCAAUCUGAGAGUCUGCAGAUGGUAUGCAGACCAGGUUUGGCUGUAAGCUUGAAAUAGAAACUGAAAAUAUUGGCUCAGAUUGGUUCUUCAUUUAUAAGAGGGAAAAAUGCCUGAGAAGUGCACCUAGGAGACAGAGCUUCAUUCAGAGGGUAAGAUCUUGCAUCUAAGAGACUUUUCAUACCGAUGAGCUCCUCCCAGAUUAGCCCCUGGAGAGGUGAUGAAGUGGGAAUGGGAGGGAAGAAGGACGGACGGGGAGGGCGAGCAAAUAAAGCGAUCACUUUGUCAAUUAACAGAGGCUGGACAGGCCUGAAUCAGCUGCCAGUUCCGAUGCUAAUGAGCGCUGGGACCCGGUGUGGCUCACCGAAGCCGUUUCCUCCCUAAAGACAAGGUGCUGGUGUCUAUGGUGCAGGGUUGUGGUGAUCACUAAAGGAGGCAGUGUCUUGGGGGCGGCCAGGAUGGUGUGAACAGUGCCAGGAUAUCAGAAAGUUAUCGUCACCGUCUCCCCCUGUAGCCUUUAUUUAUUCCCUCUGUGCUUGAGGCAUCUGCUGCUUUUCAUCUUUUAAGAUAACGCACUGCCUCUCCUGAAAGCUGGGGGGACUGGCUGUUGUUGAUUGGGGACUGAAACUAUGCUUUUUCCUUUUCAACUGAAGGCUAGUGGAGUCUUUCCUAGCCUCUUUUUGGGCCUCGACAUAACUAAGGGAACACAAGGUAAGGAGGGAAAAUCGGUUUUCUUCCCCCCAGUUCAGCCAGGGGCACCUGCAGGCUCCCACUGCGCGUCCUGUCUCCAGCCGCCCCGCUCCCGGCCACAUCUGCCCAUUCAGGUCCAGCCUGUCAGAAACCACCUCAGGUCUCUAGGACGCCUGGGGAGAUAAUGCACUCACCUGCUGCCGUGGUUGCCUGUUGGUGUCAGUUGGCCUGGGACCUAGUCCUUCCUCUCAAUACCUGUUCCACAAGAUUCUUCAGCCAUCCCGUCCCAGUGACCUGUGCCCAAUCGGGGAAGCCCCACAGGCUCUCAGAGAUGGCUCCAGACUCCUGAGCCACACCCAGAGUGGUGGUGCAUUCCCCAGAGUGGUGGUGCAUUCCCAGCUCUGCGCUCACCCAGCUUUUUCACUCGCCAGGAAUGCGGCCCCAAAGAGCCCUGGCUUGUCUUUGAUCUAGGAAGGUGACUACUGUGUUGACUAAUCCAAUGGAUGAAUUGGACCAGUUUCCAGGACCAGCUGGGAAUUUUCACUUUCCAAGACCAGUAUUCAUUAAUCAUUGUAAACCUGCAGCAGAAUCUAGAUGUCUUUUUGACUGUCUCCUGAUACAAAAUGUUUUUGGUGUUAAAUAAAAAUUUGGAAAAAAAAAAUUUUUUUUUUAAUGUUUUAUUUUAUUUAUUGGACACACAGCCUGUGGGAUCUUAGUUCCCCAACCAGGUAUCGAACCCAUGCUCCCUCCAUUGAGAGCUCAGAGUCUUAACCACUGGACCACCAGGGAAGUCUAAAAUUUGAAAAAAAAAAUUUUUAAUUAAUUUUAAAAUAAAAAAAUAAAUAUCUUGGGGGGAGGGGGAAAGUAGGUUCCCUAAGGGUGAAGAACCCCCCUGGUGAACUUAACCCAGAUGGAUUCUUGUGGUCAGACUAGACUAGACUCAGAUCCUGUUGUUAAAAGCCUGGAAUAAAUUGCUCUGAAUUCCUUUUGGGGAAAAAAAUCUAGAUGUAUUUUAAUACUUUGUAGAUAGAGCAGUUGCAUCUUGGUGGGGAAGAAUUUCACCUCCUCAAAUACAAUAUAAUCUACUUUUUUCAAAAAAGAUCUUUCAGUGUUCAGGCUUUCUGUUUACUAGAUAGUUAAGCUCAAAUCAUAUUUAGCUGUCAACGUUCCAUUUGAGUUGUAAUGAUUUAGGAAGGACUUUUAAGUUAGAAGUCUCAAAAUGAGAUUAUUCAUCUUAUGCUACUUGUGUUCCAUGUUAAAUCACAUGAAAAGCAUGUGCCAGUCGAAGUCACAUACUAGUAGGGUCAAGAACACCCACCCUUCAUGUCCACAGAGAGUUUAAGCAGUGCCAUAUGAAGGGGUUACAAGUCCCUUACAGGGAGUUCUUGAUUUUAAAAAAUAACACAUGAAAGGCUGAUUCACAGUUUACUUUCCCUUUUUUCACCCUCUGCUGGUUUGGCAUUAAUAUUUAAGGAGAGAAUGGAGGUGUUCUUUGUAUGAAUUCCCUAGGUAUCUGACUUCUCCGUUUUAGAAUUCGGACUGGAAGUAAACACUGAAAAAUAAAGGGAGCAAAAGAGUUUAUAAUAUUCAAAAUGGGAGGAGUGGAAAGUUGGUGAGAGUAUUUUCUUCCUUCCUUUCGUUGUUUAGAUUUUUCAUUUGACUAACAGUAUGGAGCGGGGUGGAAGUUAUAAAAAAGACAAUAAUAAAAUCUAAACAGCAGGAAGCAUGAAGCAAGCAAUUCUCAUCCUUCUACACCUCACUAGCAGGGGAAAGUUGUGGCAUUUUUUCCUCAGCCUCCCCUUUCUAAGUUACAUUUCGAAGUACCUCCCAGAGAGGAAGGAGGUGAGGAUUACUGAGCAGUGUCUUGAUGAGUCUCCAAGGAAAACACUGCACAAUAAAAAGGCAUAGUGGGCCAGGUAGCUAUUGUUCUCGUUAUCUUUGCUGGCGUUUUUGAUGUUUCGAUGCUUACAGUGAUUAAUUGGUUAGACUGAACCCUAAACUCCUCCACCCCGCAUGCUCCACCACCCCAAAUAAUACCACAUCAUUUUUUACUGGGCUCUUUGGGCUAGUCUGUUUGCAGACUGUAGUUUCACACGUGGUUUAUGUAAGCCUCUCAGGCUGGAAGCACUGAAAAAAAAUAUUUGAGUGGAAGUGGCUAAGCCUGGUCAGGUUUGUGCUUUUCAAUUUGCAGGUUGUGAAAAGAGCUGAGGGACCAACUUCCCUGCCCCAGGUGGGAAAAUUAGGGAAAAUGUUUUAGUAAUGACAGGCCAGUCGAGUUCUUUCAGGGAACUGAGACAGCCCAGAGGGCGGCAUUGCACGGCACCAGGGGCAUCUUGCCAACCUCUCUGUUCAUCACAUUCGGCAAAAACCUCAAAGUCUAUGGCUUUCUCGUCUCCUCCCUGAUGGUCCCUGCAGAUUGGAGGUGCUUUACUACCGUGGUAACCCAAACACAACUGUUUGUGUGAGUGUGAUAGGAUUUCCACUGCACAAUAACAGCUGCAACUUUUCUGUUCUUUCAGAAAGCCAGCAUUCUCCAGGUAAUUCUUAUGACUUGAAGAGGGGAAACAAACGCUGGUAGUUACUAGUGGAUGAAUUAAUGGGGCCGUUUCAACUGGACCCUUUGUGGGUUUUGCUUCACCCCUGAGUUCUGCAGCUUUGUGUCACCUCAGCAAGGCUCCUAACCUGUCUGUGUCUCGUCUGUUGGGAAAUGGAGCGCUUCUGCUUAUACCAGUGCUACUUGGCUAGUUAGCUACCUGCUAAUAAAGCGCUAUCUUUGGGAGCAAGAGUUACAUUUUCCCAUUCAGGAAGACUCAGCCUGAGGGGAGGUUGCUGUUAAUUCCCAUGUAACUGUGAGUAAAUUGUUCAGCUUCUGAAAGCCUUCCUUUUCAGCAAGGGCAUGGUAACCCAGGGUAAGGAUUAACACUUUCAACUCAACUCUUUCUGGAGGUUUGCAAAGACCCAGUAUAAUUUAUUCGAGAGACUUUGCCUCACACACAUACGUAUACAACACAUACCAUGAAAGGAAGGCGGAUAGGAGAGUUUUUACCAAUUUAAAGGACAGCUUGGAACAGGCCAGCUAGUUCAGUUAGCCAGGGAGAUGGCCGGAGCCGUUGGUGUGCUGGUGCUGGCCCUCCCAAUGAGGAGGCAAGAAGUAAGAGCUUUGUGCCCAGCGUGGAGAAGGACAGAAUGCCUGCCCCAUAAACCCACUUGUGUGAUGUCAUAGGGAAAGCGUGAAUACACAUGAAUAUACUGGGAGUGCUGAAAAUUCUGGAAUAUGUGAAACUGAGAACGUGGAGACAGAUGAAGAAAUGAAGGAUUAAAGAAUCAGAACAGGAAGCCAUGAACAGUGGAGCCAUGUAGCACUUGGGAUCCCGUGGCAAUUGACAGGCAGUCCCCUGGAACCAGCUCACUAGAGCUUGGACCUUUUUUUUUUUUUUUUUGCCAGGCAUUUGUCAUCUAUCUCCUAUGUAAUCCUCACAGCCACCCUUGGGAGGAGACAGACUUCUUAACAGGUGAACAGGGUCACUCACACCGGUGUUCUGCAGAGUCAGGAUUUGAGUCUGAAACCUGGAUGAGCAGAUUCAUAGUCUGGGACAAACUGCAACAGCAUAAAAACAUUUUCAAGUGAAAAAAAGGUACAAAGCAGAAGCAGUGAAGGUGGAGGGCCUUUAGAUAUAAUGUGGGGUGAACAAAAUUCAGUCCUAACAUGGCUUCCAGAGCCUUUGACGUGUUAGUAACCUUUAUAUGACAGACAGUGGUUUAUAAGGUUCGAGUUUGAAACACGUGCUAAAGACUUUUGCACUUACUGUGAUUCAUCUGUAGCAUUAUGUACUCAUCAAUAGUGUUACAUAAUUAUAGAAUCUCCCCUUCUGCAGGCAGGUUAAAAAAAAGUCCGAGGGGCAGCCUCAAGUGUCCUUUAAUAAAUCAUCUUAGCUGUUCAUAGGUGUAAGUAUGCAAAACAUGUUUUGUCACAGCUCAAAACAGCCCAAAAAAGAACCUGAAAGAGGAGAUACCUGCAGGAGGGAACGCCAUGGAAUACUCUCAAGCCAAAGUUGUCAACAUCACGAGGAAAUCCAGUUGAUGAAAGAGACUGAGUAUGAAACAGACCAAACACACGCAACAUUAUACUGCCGGAGGAUAGCAGUGAUAGCUCCAGAGAACUGGGGAAGAAAAACUACACGUAGGCUGCUGUGUCCCACCCGCUUUAUUCUUCAAGGAAGAGGGUGAAAUCAAGAUACUUUCAGACACAUGUAGAUUAAAUUACCUCUUAUAAAGCCUUGCUGAAAGAAAUACUAAAGAAAAAAGAAAAGAACUUAAAUCAGUGAAAGAAAUCAAUGAAGCAGGUUGGUAAACCUUAAGUAGGGGCUUAAAAAAUUAUAUUGGGAAUUCUUAAUGUCUGCAUCAGCUUGGAUCUAAAAUUCUGGGAGAGAAUAUAGGAUUCAAGGGUUGCAUUUCAAAGAAAUAUUAAAGUGUUAAAAAUUUGAGGGGUAAAAAAAGCGUAUCUUAUGUCCUGAUCUGCCUGUCACUCAGCACCUGGCAAGUUUCUGUUCACGUCAUUCCUGUUCCCUUAAAGUGAUGGAUGCUGGGACCUCCCUGGUUGUCCAGUGGUUAGCUCCCACCUCCAGGCUCCGAGGCGUCUUGCCCUUACCUCCUGCCUUCUGUGCCUUCCCCCGGAAUAGAACACAGGCUCAUCUUUACAAAUAACACGAGGCGAGAGAGAGAGUGAUACUGACAGAUGUGUGGGCAGUCAAGACUUGACCAAGGUUUGGUUCUAUGGAAAUCCAUGGGAACUACCUCUUAUUGCUGAAGGCAGGUGUCGCAAGUAAUUAGCUGAGAGAGGGACUUGGUGUGAGUGAGGAGUUCCUAGGUUUUAGUUCCGUUUUAGAUGGAUAGCUGCAUCUGUCUAGCAGUGAAAACAACUCUUAAGAAAAAUGAGACCCUGCCCCUGGAGGUGUUCACAGAGAGAUUCCUUGUCAGGGCUGUUGUAGAAAUAGUUCCUUGAUGGAAAGAGAUUUAACAAGGCUUCCUCUGUUCCCUAGAAUUUAAGAUUCUUUAUAGUCAGGAAACUAAUUUUUUACCUUUCAAACAAUACUUUAUUUGUGGUGUAUUUCUCUUUGUAACAUACUGAUUUUUAACAACUCUAAAGGGGAAAGGAGGGAGGUAUGUGAAAUAGUGAUCCUCUUAGAUACGUGUAAAAUAGGGUGUGAGAUACUGGAUUUAUUUUAUAGUUAGCACAAUGAUGUGGAGUGCUGAUGAGUCUAAAAUGAGACUGAGGCAUGAAUCAGUCACCACGGGAAAUACUUGGUUAGUUAGAAGGUUUUCAGAUUCCCAUGAAUUCUUUUCAGGGAGCAAGUAUUCACUUGAUACCUUCUUCAUUAUGAACUAGAAACAUUUUCACAACAGCCACUGUGUUCUUAGUAGACUGAAGAUGGAAAGAAGAGAAACGCAUUUUUUAACACCUGUGUAUGCAAACGAAGGUUACAAGGUAGAUUAUUAACCUCAGUUUACAGAUGAAGGAAUUUGCUGUGUAAAGUGAGCUGACCUGAGACCAUGAAACUUUAAGAGGUAGAAUUCUCAAAGGACUCACACCCAAAUGCUCCUGGCUAUAAUACCUAUAGUCAUUUUUCCCCAGUGUUUAUUAUAAAACUUUCAAACACACUGCAGACUUGGGGAAAAAAAGUGUACCAUGAACUCCCAUACUAUUAAUGUAUUGUUUUAUUGUAUAUCUUUCCAUCUGUCCAUCCUUUAUCUGUUGUUGUUGUUGUUUUGAUGCAUUUCAAAGUAAACUACAGGCAUCCGUAGUCUUUUUUUAACAGCUUUAUUGAGAUAUGCAAAUCAGUGGUUUUAGUAUAUCCACAGAUACAUGGAGCCACCACCAUAAUCAGUUUAGGACAUUUUUAUCAGUCUACAAUCUUCUGUACCCUGCCCCAGCCCCUGGCAACCAUUAAUCUUUCUGUCUCUCUAGCUUUGCCUAUUUUGAAUAUUUCAUACAUGUGGAAUCGUACAGUUUUCAGUUCUUCCUUACUGGCCUCCUUCAUUUAACACAUUUUCAAGGCUCAUCCAUACUGUAGCGUGUGUCAUUACUUCAUUUCAUCCUCUUUCCCAAUAACAUUGCAUUGUAUGAAUAGACCACACUUUAUAUAUCCACUCAUCAGUUGAUAGACAGUGGGUUGUUUUCACUUGGGGCCAUUAUGAAUAAUGCUUCUGUUAAUAUCUGUAUACGAAUUUCGAGUGGAAGUUAGUCUUCAUUUGUCUCUGGUGUACACUUGGAGUGAGAUUUCUGGGGCACAUGGUAACUAUGUUUAGAGCUCCAAACUUAUUUUCCAGAGAACAGCUGCACCAGCUGUUUACCAGGGUUUGAAUUUCCCCACAUCUUCACCAACACUUGUUAUCAUCCUCUUUCCUAUUCUAGGUCCAUAAUCUUUUUAUUACACUCUUUAUUACAUCCUCCUGUUGACUCCGCCUUGACAUAAAGCUUCAAAACCAUCGGUCAGUGUGGUAGUAUCCAGGCCCCUUUGGAGCUAUGUGAUUUGAAUCCACUUUAGACCUGACUCACUGUUCUUAUGAAGGGAAUUCAUCUGGGCUUCUUGAAUGGUUAAGAAAUCGGGCUUUAGAGUCAAACCUACCUGUAUUCAAGUCCUUGCUCCCCUACUUAAUUUCUCUGCCCUUGGGCAAAUUUCUGUAUCUCUCCAGCUUCAGCUUCAGCUUCCUCAUCUGUAAAGUAAAGGUAUUACCUACUGUCUUCUUGGGGCUGUGGAAGUUAAUUUACAUAAUCCAUGCUAAAUCGAUUCAGCUAAGUCGCUCAGUCUUGUCUGACUCUUCGAAACCCUGUGGUCUGUAGCCUGCCAGGCUCCCCUGUCCAUGGGAUUUCUGAGGCCAGAAUACUGGAGUGGGUUACCAUGCCCUCCUCCAGAGAAUCUUCCCGACCCAGGGAUCAAACCUGUGUCCCGUGCGGCUCCUGUGUUGCAGGUGAAUUCUUUACUGCUGAAGCCCCAAUUUACAUCAUAAGCAUUGAAUAAAUGCUUAUGGCAGCUGCUGCUGCUCUCACUUUUUAAUCUAUUCUAAUGGUAUUUGUGAGCCAGGUUUAAUGUCAGAUGAGCGUCUCUAACUUUCCUGGAAAGCCUGAAAGACCAUACAGCUUGUGGGCUGAGAGACGGAGGUGGCAGCCCAUGGAACACACGCCAGAGAUGUCACCUGAGUCUGCCGCCUCAGCAUGCAGGCCGGUUGUCACCACCACCAGGCUCCCCUCCCCCGCCACCCCACAUCAGGCCUAGCUUAGAGUUCUUUUUUGCCAGCCAAGCCCAGCUCUUCCCCUCAAAGGAACUGACACAGUGGAACACCCCAUUUUUAAAAAGCCUCUAGCCCCUCUGUGGUGAGGGGAGAGAAUAAUGAAAUCAUCCAACACUGACAACACCACACACAGUGGGUUUAAUAGGACGGUCAUAAAAAGACAGUACAUUAACCUAAUCUCGUGGCAUUUGUUGAACUUAAAACAUGAUGGAAAAUCAGCUCCAGAGGUGGUACUGUUUCCAAGUGUAUGGCAAGGCCUACAGAUGACGUGAAAAGGCAGAGUCCCAGAGAACCCGCCCGAGUCACAAACACAAAGUGGAGACCUUGAUCAGUUGUCACUCCAGUGACGGUUUUGGUGGGCAAGAAAGCAGCACAGAGAUUGUUAUCAAGGACGCAGGAGAACUAAAUAGGAGUCAGUAAUGUAGCAAAGAGAGUCAGCUGGACCUUUAUUUUUAAUCUGUGUCUCAUGGAGAAGGAAUGGGGUUUAGGAUCUAAUUAUUCAUUAUAUAAUUAUUAGAAGGGAGAAUGUUGCUGAUGCCGCCACCACAUAAAGAUGAGCUUGAACAGAAAACGUCCAUGGAUUCCUUAAAAGUUUGUGUACCGCACAUCCGGUUAAACCACGAGGAAGGGGGGGGGGGGGUAGUUUAAAUGUUUGAGUUCUGACAUUUCUGUUUUUUAACACGAAGUUUGCUGAGACUUGCAUGCCAGUGUUAGGCGUAUGCUUGCCUGAGAAGCACCCAGUCGUUGCAUCUGUGGGGAAUUGUAGAAGGGUUCUAGAACCCAGGCACACCCUCCCGUAUGGUGGAACUCACACCUAGAGUACAUACAAGACCUCAUACAGUGUAAAUGCUCUGUAGAUAUUUGCUGGCGCUCAGUAAAUGCACAUCUUACGUUUUAGAACUUGAUGGAAUUGUUGUGUUUUUUUUUAAUACUUUCUAUCCGAACCUGGUAGGACCUGAAGGAUGUAGAUCCCCAACUGUGUAUCCUCCUUUUGGGGUGAGCCCUCUGUCUGACCGAGAGGCUUCCGCUGUAGUCACCAUCAGCUAAAGCUGUGUGAUUCCUCCCUUUCGGGGCUUCUUACUGUGUAGUCUUCAGCCUUUCCCCUACCUACUUAGCCCUUUCCUUUUUUUUUUUUUUAUUCUGGGGGGUUCCUGGAACUCAACCCACAACCUGCCUGAAGCUUCACCAGUAGCAGACAGCCCUGUGUUCCUCAUGUCAGCCUUCCCCCUCAGCAUCUGCUUUGGGUCCAUGUACUGUCUAUUCCAGAUUCCCACUGCCUUCCCUGCCUUUUAAGGGCAGAUUUCCUUUUUUUUUUUUAAUUCAUUCAUUUAUUUUACUUUACAACAUUGUAUUGGUUUUGCCAUACAUUGACCUGAAUCUGCCACGGGUGUACAUGUGUUCCCAAUCCUGAACCCCCUCCCACCUCCCUCCCCAUCCCAUCCCUCUGGGUCAUCCCAGUGCACCAGCCCUGAGCAUCCUGUAUCAUACAUUGAACCUGGACUGACGGUUCGUUUCACAUAUGAUAAUUUACAUGUUUCAAUGCCAUUCUCCCAUAUCAUCCUGCCCUUGCCCUCUCCCACAGAGUCCAAAAGAGUGAAGUAAGUCAGAAAGAAAACUACCAAUACAGUAUACUGACACAUAUAUAUGGAAUUUAGAAAGAUGGUAACGAUAACCCUGUAUGCGAGACAGCAAGAGAGACACAGAUUUCCUUUUUUUCCCCCCAAAUGUUCCUGUUAAUUCAUAUAUUUCUACCUCCCGCCCUUUACCUGGGUUCUUUGUCCAGUCUCUGAUCUCUUCCUUUUAAAUGGUUCCAACCCCACAGAUCCAUAGAUUGCCUGCCCAGGUACCGUCUUCAUGUAGAAUGAAUCUCUUCACGUGAAUCCGAAGUGCUAGCGGUAAACCAAAUGAGCAAAAUGGUCCCUGCUCCUGAGGAACUGUCUCUCUGUGCAUUCCCCCACUUUUCUGCUCAUCUGCAGCCAGUGUCCCUCCUUUCUGUUCCUAACACCUGCCACGCUGAUUCUCAUCUCAAGAGCUUUGUACUUGUUUUAAGAUGCUUCCUUCAGCUUGAAGAUACUCUUCCCCUCACAUCUUCACGUGGCUUGUUCGUGUCAUCACCCAGGUCUCAGCUCUCGGGGCUGGGAAAAGGCCUUCCCUGAGCAGUCCGGGACUGCCAGGCGCACUGCCGUACCCCAUCCUGGUCUUCUGUGGCUCACCUCCCCGUGCCUGCAGUCGUCUUGGGUUUUACUGCCUUGCACCACCACUGUAGAAUGUAAACUCCUGAGGGCAGGCGUCCGGUCUUGCUUAUUACCACAGCGUUCUCAGAACCUUGAACAAACCGGGCACACAGCAGGCGCUCCGUAAACGUCUGUGGACACUGUGCCGGGCACUGUGCCUGGCAGUAGGGAUGGUGGGCUCUGAAUGACGAACGUCCAGGUGAGUGAGUGACCUGCGCCGGCCGGAAUAAGCUCCUGGUGAUUGCUGGAAGGUCAGUUUCCAUUUGCGUGCUGUGUAUCUUCUGAUGAGACUGCUUAAUGUCCCUCGGGUUUUUGCCUCUCCCAUAUGCCGCUCAGGGCAGAGUAAGAACGGCCUCAUUUGUAAUGGGUCUGCUCAAAGCUAACCAGGGCUGCUGGCCUUGCUGCAAAUACCGUGUGUUGGAAGAAUGUGGAAGAGCCAUGCUGCUGCUGGGGUACGGCCUUGUGAGAAGCUGUCCGUCCCAGGGACCGAGAGCUGUGCCCACUAGCAUGCCCUGUUACCCCAGGCCACUCACCCGAUUUCUCUGUGCUUUCAUUUUCGUCCUUUGCAGAGUGGGUUUGGGGGGCUGGAUGUGAAUAAUAACCAACAGAAAUACAGAAUGUGUGAA